AUGGCUGCGCCGGGAAAGCAGUCAAGAUGGGGCUCGUUCCUCUCCCAGGCCGUUGCGGGUGUUGAAUCGAGGUUGGACAACAUGCUGGCUGAACCCGAAGACGCUCGUCCCCAAGACAGUUCUGCUGCGGCUUCUCCCGCUGACCCUGCGUCUCCCGCAGCAACGACGACAAAACAGCAGCCAGCCUCGCAACAGUUGGCAGUGCCUGCUAAACCCAGUCCGGGAAACUCGCGAUCCUCGUCAACCAGCCGCACCAAUGAUCGAUUGCAAGCACGACUUGCCCAGGCCAUGUCUGGAAAGGGCACGCCCGGCGGCCCUGGGAGCAGAGGCACCGCGUCUCCUCGAAGUUCAGUCGACCAACCCAGCCGGCCUUCAAUAGAGCGACGAUCGACGGAUAAGCGAGUCGAAUCGAAAGCAGAAGAUGGCAGUGCUAUUUCAGAGUCUACAGGAGCAGAGACGUCCCUAGCAGUUGUGGAACCGUCUGAGAUCAACCCGAGUGAAGAUGCUACGAAUACUUCCGCCGACCUGUCCUCUAUUGAACCUGCGCCAGAAGUCACCAAUGGAGAAUCGUCCACCCCAGAGGAUUCUCUCCAGCUUUCUCAACAACCGAAGACAGUCCAAGAAGAACCGCCAGCCGUGACAGUACCUGAAAUAGCAUCCGAGAACGCGAGCUAUGCUAAGGAGAUAGAAGAACUAAAAGUCAAGCAACAAGAGGAGAUACAAGAAUAUGUGGAGAGGAUAGAUUCACUUCAAUCAAAGCUCCAGUAUUUGUCCAAGGCGGCGGCCGAGACUGCCAAAGCAGCUGCCUCAUCAGCACCAUCAGGCAGCAACGAGCGAAAGCUCGCUGAAAAGGAUGAGAAAAUUGCUUUGCUUAUGGAGGAAGGGCAGAAACUUUCUACCAACGAACAUAAAUUAAGAACUACAAUCAAGAAGCUGCGGGCUCAAAUAGGAGACAACGACAAGCAAGCAGAAGAGUUGAAGAGAAAUCGGGACAAGGCGCUGUCUGAGACAGAUGCUCUUCGUGCUCGCCUAAACGGCUCCGAGGAGACUGAGAAACGCAAGGAGGAAACCAGACGCGCCACCGCGGCGCUGCAAAAGGAUAUCGACACAUUGAAGAAGGACAAUGCCAAAAAAGACGAUGCUUACCGGCGGUUGGAUCAGGAGUGGAAAUCUAAAACAGAACAGGCUGAGAUUGCGCAUCGAGAGGCCAUGAACAAGGCUUUGGCUGCGGAGCGUCAAAAACUAAAGACAUUGGAAGAUACAAACUCCAAUCUCCGUGCUGAAAGAGAUGCAGCUGCUGAAAAGGCUCGCCAUGAUGAGAUUGAGUGGAGUGAAAAACUUGAGCGUGCUGCUGAGCGUAGCCGAAAAAGCGAGGAAGAACUCAAGAUCGAGUUGCAGGCAAUGGAGGGCAAAUUGGAGGCUAUGAGAACGGCAGCGGAGGAAGCUUCUUCUGGCUCUGGGGGAGAAGCCCAGGUGAAGAUGUUCAGGCAAAUUGAGACUCUGCAGUCCCAAUAUGCGUCAGCCAGAGAAAAUUGGCAAGGCAUUGAAGCAUCGCUGCUCGCCAAGACAGCAAACUUGGAAAAGGAGAGAGACGAGGCACAACGUCGAGAGUCAGAAAUGAGAAAGAAGGCAAGAGAUGCGGCUGUUCGGUCAAGGCAUCUCGAGGAAGAGUUGCAGGAUGUACAGCCGUCUCUGGUCACUGUCCGUCAGGAAUUAGAGGCAUGUCGUGGUGAUUUGAUAGCAUUACAAGCUUUAUACAAAGAGUCGCAAGUCGCCUUGGAUGAAACCCGAGAGGAACUGGAAAAGGCAAAGGAGAAUGCUGCAGAGAGGGAAGACCCCCUCGAGGCACAGCAACAGCAGUGGGUGGACGACGUUGCAGGUGCAACAUCAAAAGGCCACCGAAGUCAACCUGACUCACCACUCCUCUCCGUCUCAAGAACCUAUAGCUCAGAUAUGAUGGGAUUGGGUAUUUUGAGCAAACCACGCAGGUCACAUACCCCCGGCAGCAUACCGGACAGUCACGCGGAGCUCAUGUCACCGAUUAGGCGCCUUUCAUGUCAACCGCCGCUGCGCCCUAGAGAGGCGUCAUAUGCUGGAUCUGGCCCGCCGCCCACCCCGUUCUCUCCGUUUGAACCACCAAGCGAAACUGGGCAACUACCGUCGCCUCCUGCUGCAGAGCGUGAAAAUGGGGUGGCUGAUGCAAUCCCUUCUUCACCGCGCCAAGUGGCACAGGAUAUGGUGUCUGUAUCCACAGUAGCCGCCGGGCCGUCAGUGCAGUUAGUAGAGAGGAUGAGCGCUGCUAUCCGCAGAUUAGAAGCGGAGAAGGUUACAGCAAAGGAAGAGAUGGCAAGAGUUUCCAGCCAGAGAGACGAGGCUAGAACGGACAUGGUCGGUCUCAUGAAGGAGCUGGAAGAAACUAAAGCGGCCGCUGCGAAGCUACCACAGCUAGAAGAGGAAGUCAAAACCAUCGACGCUAGGUACCAGACGACAUUAGAGAUGUUGGGUGAGAAGAGUGAGCUUGUCGAAGAGCUUAGAGCUGAUGUUGAGGACGUUAAGGCAAUGUACCGCGAGCUUGUGGAGCGAACGAUCAAAUGA
Messenger RNA from Pochonia chlamydosporia 170, 2595 nucleotides. Its product is annotated as TATA element modulatory factor 1 TATA binding domain-containing protein. Gene Ontology annotation, cellular component: endoplasmic reticulum; Golgi apparatus. The transcript is spliced from 3 exons. The record is from RefSeq and is a predicted model, not a curated record. NCBI's taxonomy places the organism in Eukaryota, Fungi, Ascomycota, Sordariomycetes, Hypocreales, Clavicipitaceae. The coding region runs from base 1 to 2595 and encodes 864 amino acids.